AUGGCCGUGCCCGGGCGCCUCCCGCUGCUCUCCUCCUCGUGCCUUCUCCCAGCAACCAGGGCUGCGUGGACACGCGAGGACGUGGUGGAGAAGUGGGCCAUUCCAGGCCAGCUCGCUCGCUCCACCAUUGCCUGCUCACGUCCAGGACCCUGCGGCUUCCUGCGGGCGCGGCUGCUGUGGGCGCGGAGCCGCGAGGCGGAGCCGGGCCGCCGAGCCGGAGCCCCGAGCCGGGAGCGCGUCGGGCCAGCCUCGGGCCGCGCCGCCGCCCAGCAGCCGCCCCGCGCGCCGCGCUCGGGAACAAAGGCGCCCGCCGCCGCCGCCAUGAAGCCGGGGCCGCCGCACCGCGCCGGGGCCGCCCACGGGGCAGCAGCGGGGAUCGGGGCCGCGGCCGGGCACGGCGCCCGCGGGCUGCUCCUGCCGCCGCUGCUGCUGCUGCUGCUGGCCGGCCGCGCCGCGGGGGCUCAGCGCUGGCGCAACGAGAACUUUGAGAGGCCCGUGGACCUCGAGGGCUCUGGGGAUGACGACUCCUUCCCUGAUGAUGAGCUGGAUGACCUCUACUCAGGGUCGGGCUCAGGCUACUUCGAGCAGGAGUCGGGCAUUGAGACAGCCAUGCGGUUCAGCCCGGAUGUGGCCAUGGCAGUGUCUACUACAGCUGCAGUGCUGCCCACCGUGGACAUCCAGCCCGUGGGCACCCCGUUUGAAGAGCUCCCAUCUGAGCACCCCACCCCGGAACCAGCCACCAGCCCCCCAGUGGUGACAGAGGUCCCAGAAGAGCCCAGUCAGAGAGCCACCACCAUCUCUACUCCCACGGCUCCCACGGCCGCCACGACGGCGGGGGCCCUGACCAUGGCCACGGUGCCCGCCACGGUGGCCACUGCCGUCCCCAGCAUCCCUGCGGCACCCCCUUCCACGGCCACCACCUCUGUCAUAAGGACCACCGGCGUACGGAGGCUCCUGCCUCUCCCAUUGACCACGGCAGCCACGGCCCGGGCCACCACCCCAGCGGUGCCUUCCCCUCCCACCACGGUGGCUGUCUUGGACACAGAGGCCCCAACACCCAGGAUGGUCAGCACAGCUACCUCCAGGCCGAGGGCCCUUCCCAGGCCGGCUACCACCCAGGAGCCUGACCUCCCCGAGAAGAGCACCUUGCCCUUGGGGACCACGGCCCCUGGCCCCACGGAGGUGGCUCAGACCCCAACUCCGGAGUCCGUCCUGACCACGAUCCGGGAUGAGCCCGAGGUGCCAGUGAGCGGGGGGCCCAGCGGGGACUUUGAGCUGCCGGAGGAGGAGACCACACAGCCAGACACAGCCAAUGAGGUGGUGGCCGUGGGCGGGGCUGCAGCCAAGCCGUCACCUCCGCCGGGGACACUGCCCAAGGGUGCGCGCCCUGGCCCGGGCCUCCUGGACAAUGCCAUCGACUCCGGCAGCUCAGCUGCUCAGCUGCCUCAGAAAAGCAUCCUGGAGCGGAAGGAGGUGCUCGUAGCUGUGAUUGUAGGUGGGGUGGUGGGCGCCCUGUUCGCUGCCUUCCUAGUCACGUUACUCAUCUACCGCAUGAAGAAGAAGGAUGAAGGAAGCUACACCCUGGAGGAGCCCAAGCAGGCGAGCGUCACGUACCAGAAGCCCGAUAAGCAGGAGGAAUUCUACGCCUAGCGGAGCCACAGUGCCUCCCGUAGCUCAGCAUCACCCCUCUGCCUAGCCCCCAGCCUGGCCCCACCAGCCCUGGCCUGGGACUGGGCCCGGAAGGGAGCCUGGCCCUGCUCAUCUCUGCCCGCCCUCCCAAGGUCUGCCCAGACUGCCAGCCUCUCACAGAUCUUGCCUGAGGGCCUGUGGGUACUGCCAUCUGCCCUAGACUGUGCCCUUACGAGCUCAUCUCGGCCUCCCUGCUCUCCCCGCAAUCAGCCAGCUUCGGGACCUCGUGUCAGCUGGACAGGAGGAAGGAAGCUCUGGAUUGGCUGCUGGGAGGAGGGGUGGGGCUUGAGAUGGGCUUGGGCCCUGACCUGUCCCCACAGGGCCGGCUGAGGUCUCCUUCCGGAGGUCGAGAGGCACUCAGGCUGGCUCCCAGGACUAGUGUUUGGCAGGCUCAGCCCCUGAAAUCACUGAAGACACUGCAGCCUCUCACUACUGUCCCAGGGCUCCUCUGCCCAGGAGAGUGGGGACUUCAUGCUGCCAGCCUGGUUUUGUCCUGGUCUUUCUGGGGUUGUGGGGUCCUCUCCCCCUCAUCCCUGCCCUGUGCACAUGUUCCACAGGCCUCACCUUCAUCCCCGUCCGCCCCUAAGGAACUGACUUCCUGACAGUGCCCUGGCCACCACUGGCGAGAGGGGCUGGGACUUCCCUCUUGUGAGUGGGCUCUGCAUAGACCCCAUGUCCCACACGGUCACACGUAAUGUCACACACAAAGACAGAAGCAGGCGAUGACCAAAUCAUAUGCAGUCCUGACCACCGAACCCAUGUAGACCCGUCACAGACAGACAUUCUUCCAAAGAUGCUGAUUCUCACGUGUUUCUCACGCCCCCUCCCCUCCUAAUGCUCAUGACAAUGCAAGUCACCAGACAUCCCCACCUGCUGGUGCGGCCUGCCCUUCUCUCGGCCUCCCCCCACGUACACUGUGGCACCACGCAUGUUGUCUCCAGCUUUCCGGCUCACUGGGGAGGGUGGAGUCAGGCUGGAGCAAUCAGCCCAUAUUGGGUUCCCUGAACUGCCCUGUCACACUCGGUCCCUCGCCACGAUGCCAACACCAACCACAUUGCCACCAACCCUGGCCUGUCAGAUACAAUCCCGCGUGGAUGCACAAUCUUCCCCCACACAGCCCUGCGCUCGCACUGGAGGAGAAUGCUGGGCACAUACUGCCUUUCCCAGAAUCCCAGAAUACAGGUGUGGCACGGAGGGGAUGGGCUACACGCCCUCUGGGGCACUGCACAUCGUUGAGGCCUGCUUCCCUCCCCUCUGCAGCCCCCCAGGGCGGUAGUCCAGGGCCCUGGACUCUCUGGGAGCCUUGCUGAGAAAGGCAGGCUGCUUCCUGGAAUGCGGCCCCGGGCUGGGGAGGGGGCUGGGGUCUCCCAGGACCGUUAAGCCCUGGGCGGGGAGGGCGUGUGGCCUGGCUCCUGGUCUCCCUGUGUCCCCCUUCUGCUCUGAGCUAGGGGCCGACUCUGCCUCCCAGGACACAAGUCCCCAAAGUGCCUGCGAGGGUGGGCCCUGCCGCCCGGGCCUCCUGCACCCUCUCCUCCGGGCCUGCGAGGCCCAUCUCGGUCCCACCCUGGGGCCUUUCCCGUGGACACUCACCCACUCAUUGGCCAAACCACCUGCUGGUUCUCCCGGGUGCAGCUGGAAGCAGCCCUUGCAGACACACUGCCCCAGGCCCGGAGCAGAGAGCAGGUGGGGGCGGGGGUGCCGCAGGCCUCAGCCUGCCUCCCCCUUCUUUGUCACCUUUGCAGGGGGCGCCGCUUCUGUAGAUAUUUUAAACUUGGGGCUGCAAAUCUCCUUUGGGGCGGGUGUGCUUGGUGGAGGCUCCUGAAGCCCCGGGAUGUGGCCUGAGUUGUGGUUGGCUGGUGCUCACUCCCCCACCCCUCUCCUUCAACCCAGAUUAAAGUCAGGAACCCAGCUUUUAUUUCUGUUCCCUUUUCAAGACUCCCUGGCAGCAGACUUCUGCAGGGUGAGGGGUAGGGGUGCCUGAGGUGUUGAGGGCGAGCUUCCAGGGAACUUGCACACCCUGUCUUUUCCACCAUCCUACUUCCAGCCCGGGGCUCUGUCCUUUAGACUCUGUGUCCCCCUGGGUAGGGCCUCAAAGCUUGCAAGGAGCCCAGCCUUUGAAGGGGGCAGGAGUGAGGGGAGGCACUCUGGGCCUGCAAUCUAUUGAAGGUGAGGUGACCUGGCCUCAGUCAUCCCUGGAGCAGCAGGGCUGGGGAGGGGGAGACCAAAGCACUGGCCUCCCUCUACCCUGCUCCCUGGCUGGCUGCUGUCUUGGGGCUAGUGGCUCUGGUGACGAGGCCUGGGCAGGCCAAGGCUGAAAAGCCAGGGAGCAUGGAGGAGAGAGGACGUGAACCCAGGGAGAGUGGGCCUGGGGUAGGAGACCCCUUCAGGGGCUGGAGCCCACCCUGGGGGUGGGGGGCCAGCAAGGAUGGAUGAGCUGGGCUGGGUCUGGCUGGAAUGGGCUCGGAGUGGUCUGUGUGGGUCUAGCCGGGCCCAGGGGGCCUGACUCCCCAUAUCCCAAGGCCUGGCUUCUAACUUGGGGCUUUGCCUCCUGGCACGGACCCCUUCUCUCUGUCCUUAGCAUUUGAGAGAAGAGGCCAAGGGCCUUGUUUUUGGAGUCCUGGACCUGAGACAAAGACCCAGGCUUGAUCCCCUGGAAACUGAACACAGUCUGACUAGCCCAAAUCCACUCUGGCCAGCCUAGUUCGGGCAGGGUGGUCCAGGAGAGAGGUCGGUUAAAGGAUGAGCUGGAGCUCUCCUAGGUGCAAUGUGUGUGCGGGGCUCUCACCCAGCCUGGGCACGAGGUGUGAUGCGUGCAGGGCCUGCCCAGAUAGGUCCCAGGGUGUCCUGCAGGGCCCUGGCAUUUCCUGGAAGCAGGGCAAAUUCCAAAGGGGAGGGAGUUUAUGCGGCUUGAGAAUGUCUCUGGGGCCUCAGCUGCCAGGGAGGGCGGCUGGGGCCUCUGGAGGUGGGGUUUGAGCACACCCUCCAGCUGUGACUUUUAGAACCCAGACUCUGUCUCCCUAGGAGGUCAGAGGGGGUUCCUCUCCUGAAAGGUUUGUCCCCUUGAACCUUGGACGUGGAUGGCUGGUAACCAGGGCUGGAUGGGGUUGGGUGGGUCAGCGGGCAGUGGCUUGGGGUGCUUGGGCCAGACGCCGCCCUGGGGUUGGCAAAGCCACCUGUCCAGGCUUCCGGGCGGGGGUCCUGGGCGCAGGAAGGAGGCCCACCUCUGCCUCUUGGGCAGGGCAGGAGUGGCCACCACUUCCUCGGCUCUCUUGCAUUUCUCCUGACAGCCACCACCCCGGACUCGCUUCCUCAGGCCGCCUGCCUGUAAAUAGAAGCCCACAAACUGUACAGAUUUACAGAGAUGCCAAGCCCGGGUCCUGGGAUUGCCGUCUAAGGGCUGAUGGUUCCAGCAUCCCCCAGGUGCCCACCUGGCAGCUCAGCGCGCCCAGCCCCAGCGUGGCAAAUACAUGUAAAUAUUUUUCGUAGGCAGUGUGGCUCCAGAGAGCCCCCUGAAGACAGUGUCCCUCCUGUGCGUCCUUUCCCCUGUACAGAGCCCUCCAAGAACCCGGCCUGGGCCGAACGGGCGCUUGUCCUUUCCUCCCCCGGGCCUUUCCUGCCCUUUCCCCCAUAACCCGUUUAUUAACCACACCCGUCCUGAGUUCAUGGCCAAAUCUCUAAGGAAAAGUGGAGGGGAAAGACUGGAAAAAGAGGCCCAGGUGCCUGCCCCGCCAUGGGUACUCACCUGUCCCAGCCUUGUGAAGGAGCUGUUUGGGUUUUUUUUGUUUGUUUGUUUCUGUUUUUUGUUUGGUUGUGUUUUGUUUUGUUUUUUUAACACUUCCCGUGCUGUGCCCAUUUAUAAGAGGAAAUAAAAUUAAGCUGAAAUGA
Nyctereutes procyonoides (raccoon dog) is the source of this 5574-nucleotide messenger RNA. It is a transcript of the gene SDC3, whose product is annotated as syndecan 3. Bases 1 to 1650 code for a protein of 549 amino acids. Gene Ontology annotation, cellular component: membrane; cell surface. Lineage: Eukaryota; Metazoa; Chordata; Mammalia; Carnivora; Canidae. Gene Ontology annotation, biological process: cell migration. The record is from RefSeq and is a predicted model, not a curated record. The transcript is spliced from 6 exons.